CGGCGCCUCCUCUCCUUCUUCCUCUUCCUCGAGCCUCCACUCCAGCAACAACCCGAGCACAACCAAGAAGCCUCCUGCGACUCGCGCAUCCAUGGCCUGGCUCCCACGGCCGUGGCCAAGGUCUCUUGAGGCUUGGCCUUGAAGACUUUGGCCACGUCCAUGGUGGCCAAGGCAUCCUGUGGAAGUUGCAGAUCCAGAUGGCCAUAGUUGCAUCUCGUGUUCAUGGCCUUGCCUUGCAGAUGGAUUCAGCUACUAUGCCCACGGGUGUCGAUUGUGUAUUUGGUUCUCGAUUUGUCAGAUUUUUGCAGUUGGAUCUGGAUGAGUUUCCUUUGUGUAUUUCGUUCUCGAUUUGUCAGAUAUCUGCAGUUGGAUCUGGAUCUAGGCUCCAUGUUGGCGGUCACGGCGUGUUCUGAGUUUUUCUUCAGUGCAGGAUCUAUCCUUGUCCUUGAUCGUGAUUACGCUACUAUUGUAGGACGUAAUUGCAAAACUAUCGUGGCUUGUAAUACAGGCCGCCGUUUAUUUUUUCCGAUUUUGCAUUGCUGGGCUUGUAAUUCGUUCGGCCCAUCUAAUUUGGCUAGAUUUUGGGCUUGGGCUCCUUUUGUCUCUCGAAUUGAAAUUCUGGCUGGGCAUGUCUGUUUGUAAGCAAAUCUGGGCUGUUCUGGGCUAAAGCCCUGCCUCUUGCCCUAAUAUUUCGCUAUUUAUACCCCAUUCCUCGCUCUCCACGCGCCCUAGAAACCCUAACCCGACAGAGACGGCGGCUGUGGCUGAGAGGAAACCCUAACCCGACAGAGACGGCGGCUGUGGCUGAGAGGAAACCCUAACCCGACAGAGACGGCGGCUGUGGCUGAGAGGAAACCCUACCCCCAUCUCGCCGGCGAUCCCGUUGAUCUGCAGCGAUGGCGGCCAGGACCGCCCUUGUAUCUGCCUUGAACGGGUUUCGAGCCGUUCGUCAGGUUACCAGGAUGGUGGAUGUUCCUGCUGGUAGCUCGUCCGUCUGCUGCGCUUCUGCCUGCAGGAUGGCUCGUUUUCUACCUCUGGAUGGUGGUGCACGUUACUCCUGUACCAAAAAAGUAUGGCACUCUCUGCCCCUGUCUCUCCCUGAUGAGAUCUCUCCCCUUGAUGGACUGUUCAUGUUCUUCUGAUAAGGAGCCUGACAGUCUGCUGAGGGACAAUGUUAAGCAGGCAGUUUUGCAUGGUUUACAGGAUGCCCUUGGGAAGUCAAAGAAUGAUGACAUUUCGGGAUUGAAGCUCUCAGUUAUCCGAGAGGGCGUGGCUGCAGCCCUGAAGGAAUCUUUGUCCCAGUACAACAUCUGUUUCUAUUGUGAUGAUACUGAUCCUCACAUCAGGAUAAUGAUACAAGAGGCAGUCGAAGAGGGGCUGAAAGCUUAUGGAUACCAGAUUCCCAAGAAAGAUUCUAAAAGUGGGGAAUCACCUUCUUUGAUGUCUGGCCAUGCCCAUUCCACUGGUGCUGAGUUCUCUGCCCAUGGUGCUGCCAGUUGUGAUCCUGGAUUUGGGUUGCCUGGUUCCUCCCAGCCCAAUGACCCUUCUGAUGAAGAAUUCGAUCCCCGCCUCCUAGCCUUGAUGCGCUACGUGGGUCACUGUGUGACCAAGUCUGUUGGCAUAGGCUUUGAAGAUGCGUUGAAGAGGAAGCUGCAACCUGAUUCUGGGGAACCCACCCUUAAUCAGGAUGAGGAAGCUGAUGAUGAACCUGAUGAGGAUUGGACCUUCAGUGAUGCCAGGUUUGCAAGGCAGAAUCGCAGAUUCAGAAAGUCUGAAGAGAAGAAGGAACAGAAAAGGAGAGAGCAAGAUGCUAAGUACACAAAACUGAUGAAAGAGAAGGCUGCAAGAGCUGAGGAGGCGAGAAAGGAGGACCGGCUGGAGUUUAUCAAAGAAGGCGUCUUGGGGUUACAGAAGUCUCUAGGCAAAGUUGGUGAGAGUGUCGAUGCUGGCUUUAACAAAAGCCAGCAGGCCAUUGACACUGCUUAUCAACUAGAGCUUGUGAACUCCCAGACUCUUCUUCUCUCCCUCGGUGUCUUGGAGGAUAUGUCUAAGGAUUUGGGUUACUUGAUGUUCAAAGCUGCUCAAGAGACGAAGAGGCUGGAAUCUGAAAAGCUUUGGGUAUAUGUUGGACUUGAGAAGCUCAGUCAGAAGCUGCCUUUCAAUCUUGCUGUGCACGUGAAGAGCAUCGUGAGGAACGUCAAUGAGUCGAAGGCGCUAUACCCCAUUGCGGGGUGUGCCAUUGUUCUCAGCAGGGCGCAUUUCACACCGCUGGAGUGGGUUGAGAUAGCCAAGAUCUCAAAUGACGAUUGGGUCGAGAAAUGGACCAAGAAGCUUCAGGAAGUUCAUGAGAGGAGCAAGAACAAGACUGGAUAAGGUCCCAGUCACAGUGAAGGCAGGGAAGAGUGAGGUAAUGGCGGCAAUCGGGUCUAAAGGAUAGGAUAGGAGGCAGGCGAGUGAGACGGUGUCUGUCUUGUAAACUGUUAAGAGGUCCAGAACUUUGUGCUUGUGUGAUGACGUUGGGCAAGUCCUUUUAUGUUGUGAGCCUCUGCAAACUGCAAUGGACAUCUUGUCUUA
Messenger RNA from Triticum aestivum (bread wheat), 2574 nucleotides. RefSeq lists its product as uncharacterized. The transcript has 9 exons. The coding region runs from base 970 to 2373 and encodes 467 amino acids. Lineage: Eukaryota; Viridiplantae; Streptophyta; Magnoliopsida; Poales; Poaceae. The record is from RefSeq and is a predicted model, not a curated record.